Molecule: messenger RNA, 839 nt
Organism: Drosophila albomicans
Lineage: Eukaryota; Metazoa; Arthropoda; Insecta; Diptera; Drosophilidae
Gene: Prosbeta1
Product: proteasome subunit beta type-6
Exons: 3
Coding region: 102-770 (222 amino acids)
Cellular component (GO): proteasome core complex
Molecular function (GO): threonine-type endopeptidase activity
Source: RefSeq, a predicted model, not a curated record
AGUUGCCUUGCAACACUUGCCAAAAACAAGCCAGUCAUUUCACUCUGCAUUUUGUGUGUUCACGAAUUACAAAUUUCAAAAGCUAUUAUAAAGAAGUCAUCAUGGGUCCCGAUUACGAUUUUACCGAUACUCCCGUCAGCACAGGAACAACUAUUAUGGCCGUAGAGUUCGAUGGCGGCGUUGUGAUCGGCGCCGAUUCUCGUACCAGCUCUGGAGCUUAUGUUGCCAAUCGUGUGACUGACAAAUUGACCCAAAUCUCUGACAAGAUCUACUGCUGUCGCAGUGGCUCUGCAGCCGACACACAGGCUAUAGCUGACAUUGUUGCCUACUCGCUGAAUUAUCAUCGCAAUCAGACAAACAAGGAGCCACUUGUCUGGGAGGCAGCAUCAGAGUUCCGUAACUAUUGCUACAAUUAUCGCGACUCACUGCUGGCUGGUAUCAUUGUGGCCGGCUGGGAUGAAGAGCGUGGCGGUCAGGUCUACAGUGUUCCCCUGGGAGGCAUGUUGACCCAUGAGGCUUGCACAAUUGGCGGCUCUGGAUCUAGUUUUAUCUAUGGCUUUGUGCGUGAACACUAUCGUGAGGGUAUGCCCAAAGAGGAGUGUGUGGAUUUCGUCAAGAAGGCUGUGCAACAUGCCAUCUUCCAUGAUGGUAGCUCUGGCGGCGUCGUGCGCAUUGGCAUCAUCACCAAGGAUGGCAUUGAACGUCGUCUGUUCUACAACACAGAGUCUGGGCUGCCGACGAUUGUGGGCUCCCAAAGCUUUGUCAACUAAACUAUGUAAAAGGGAAAUGAAUUCGAAAUUCACAAUAUAAUAAUAAUUUGGUUUUGUAAUAAUAUGGUA